Molecule: messenger RNA, 741 nt
Organism: Styela clava
Lineage: Eukaryota; Metazoa; Chordata; Ascidiacea; Stolidobranchia; Styelidae
Source: RefSeq, a predicted model, not a curated record
UUAUAAGCAGUUUAACUAUCACUGAUAGGAAUCAUGAAGUUCAUACUCUUUUUCUCUCUAUUUGUUGGAGUACUGGGCACAUCUGCCCACACAGAACUCAAUAUGGAGGAUUUCUUUGCAAAAUUUGAUGCUCAGGUAACAUUGCGGGAGGCAAGAAUGUUCGAUUUUCCGGAAGAAAAAGAAUUUUCUCUCGGCAUCUAUCCGACGUGUGACCGGUUCAGAUAUUUCACUGGGCCGAAGGACUCGUGUGACAUGAGCGGAAAUAACCUCAGUGAGAGAUAUCCGCUCUUCUCCGGCUGUCAAGAACAAAAUUGUACUCAGCUAUCUUACUACGGUUCAACAAAAUGCAAGAGAAUGGUGAAACUGUUCAAACCUUUCUAUCAUUCCGGCGUUGAAUGCAAGUUGUCCAAGCAGAUUUGUCCUGCAAUGCAAGCUAGUAAAUUGUCCCAUUUAUAUUCACCUACAACCUAUCGACCAGAUGAAAUGAAAACGUACCCUUUUUUUAUGAGCAACUGUGAGUGUCAAACAGUUUGGAGUAUACAUGACAUAUUUACACUUUAUGAAGAAAAUGGAAAACUGUACAAAGGAAAUGUUACAGUGAAGACUCCGUGUAAAUGUGAUUGUCGGAAGAAAGUUGAAGGGUGGAAUGGGAAAAAAUAGGCACAGAAUAAAUAAAGAAAGUUAUUACAUUUUCUUUCAGUAAAAUUAUUAUUGAAAGUUUGUGUAAACUACAUAUUAAAC